AUGGUCAUAUAUUCAUAAACAAAAAAAGUUAAACUUUCUCUCAUAUAUUAUUUGCACAACAAUAUAUAAUACCAAACCAGACAUUAUAUAAGAAAGCAUGGCCAAUUUCCAACCAUUCACGGCCUCAAAUCCAGAUGAAAACCGAUGGGUUAUCCACAUCAAAGAAUCAUUCAUCCAAGAACUUGAAGAUGACAUCGAAAUCCCAGUCACCAUUUUCAACGUCCCAAAACUUCUAAUGGCGUCCGAUCCAUACUCUUACGUCCCUCACCAGAUCGCCAUCGGCCCGUACCAUUACUGGCGUCCCGAGCUCUACGAAAUGGAAAGGUACAAGCUCAAUGCGGCCAAGAGGUUCGCGAAACAUCUCCCCGAAGGCCUCGAGUUCCAAGAAGUCGUCGGGGAGAUCAGACAUUGCAUGCCGAAGAUUCGGGCGUCGUACGACAAGUACUUGAACCUCAAUGACGACACUCUGGCAUGGAUGCUGGCAAUGGACGCAUGUUUCCUCCUCGAGUUUCUCCGUGUUUGCGCUUUGAAAGGCGGAAAAGACGUUCUCGGCAGGGUUACCAAUAGGAUGUCGCAUAUGGUAGACGUUUUCGGGCGAAAAUCGGCUCACAAUGCCACGUUAAGGGACAUCGUGAUGCUCGAGAACCAAAUCCCAUUGUGCAUUUUGAGGAAAAUGUUGGAAUUCGAACUAUCGUCGCAAUACUUGGCCGAUGAAAUGUUGCUCGCCAUGCUCGUAGGAUUGUACAAAGAUCUUUCACCGUUCGCGAAUAUAACUGAUGACUGCUCGUUGGCCAAGGUAAGACUCCAAGAUUGUGCUCAUUUGCUUGACUUCUUCUACCAAGUGAUGGUACCAUCCCAAGUAGAUGUGGAUUAUGUGUCUUGCCAAAUAACAAGAGAUUUAGAAAGAAAGGAUGGUCUUGGACAAGAAAACCAAACCAAUAAUACCCUUUGUAACUCCAACAAUCUCUUUACUAGGCUAGCUAAACAAACAUGGAAGUUUGUUUCCAAUGCUAAAAGUGGGCCUAUGAGUAUUGUUAAUGUCAUUGCAAACUUGCCAUGGGACAUUAUCGGUUCACUUCCACUAGUAAGAAACUUGAAGCAACGUUUUUUCCCUGACGCUCAAGAGAACAAAAAGUUUGAUGAAAACAAUACUGAAGGCGCUUCAGAACGACCUCCACUAUUUGAAGAAAUCGACAUCCCGACAGUGUACCAGCUCACGAAAUCAGGAGUUCGAUUCUUACCCACGAAGUCAGGCAUUCUAAGCAUCGCCUUCGACCCCGCAACCGGUACAUUCCAUCUUCCCGUGGUGAGACUUGACGUGAACUCGCAAGUCCUCCUGAGGAACGUCGUCGCGUACGAGUCGUGCGUCACGUGCGGACCCUUGGUCUUCGCGCGCUACGUCGAGCUGAUGAACGGGAUAAUCGAUUGCGACAAGGAUUGCAAGGAGCUAAGGGAGAAGGGGAUAGUCUUGAACCAUUUGAAGAGUGAUGGGGAAGUGGCUAACCUAUGGAAUGGGAUGAGUAGGUCAAUAAGGUUGACCAAAGUGCCCUUUUUGGACAAGGUGAUUGAAGAUGUGAAUAGGUUCUAUAAUGGUAGGUGGAAGGUCAAAGUAGGGAAGUUCAUGAAAUCCUACAUUUAUGGUUCUUGGAAGAUCCUCACAUUGCUUGCAACGAUUUUGCUCUUAGUGCUUUCGGGCUUAGAGGCAUUUUGUUCGGUGUAUAGCUGCCCUCGUUUGUUUCAUAUUGAUAUAGCCGAUUCUACCACUUAAUUUGUUUAUUCGAUUAUCACAUUUUAAUUAAUUGAUUUAUUUAUUUAUUCAUUUGUAUUGAGUGUGCUGAAUAAAAACUUUAUGACUUUAUUUUAUUUAUUCUUUUUUUAUUCAUUGUAAUAAUAAAUAAAUGGUGUUUAU
This is a messenger RNA of Cuscuta campestris, 1909 nucleotides long. The record is from the annotation of a GenBank genome assembly. NCBI's taxonomy places the organism in Eukaryota, Viridiplantae, Streptophyta, Magnoliopsida, Solanales, Convolvulaceae.